This is a messenger RNA of Dioscorea cayenensis subsp. rotundata (Guinea yam), 2097 nucleotides long. RefSeq names its product transcription factor VOZ1. Lineage: Eukaryota; Viridiplantae; Streptophyta; Magnoliopsida; Dioscoreales; Dioscoreaceae. Gene Ontology annotation, biological process: regulation of DNA-templated transcription; positive regulation of long-day photoperiodism, flowering. The transcript has 4 exons. Bases 173 to 1702 code for a protein of 509 amino acids. The record is from RefSeq and is a predicted model, not a curated record.
AGUAAAAAGAAAAGCCAGCGAAUGGAAAAGAAAAGUGUGCGAAAUAAAAAGCAGGUAGCAAAAGCCCAGCGCUUCUCAUCCUCCAACUCUAAUCCCUCGAUUCCUCCAAUCCUCUCAGGCCGUCCUUGAUCGCCGCCUCACCGACUUCAAGAUCGAUUCCAGGUCACCGGUGAUGGUUAGGGGCUCCAAGAGCGUUUGCCGAUCGGCUUCUCACCAGUUGUUCAAGGACAAGGCCAAGAACCGGGUUGAUGAUCUCCAGGGUAUGUUCACCGAUCUCCAGCUCGCUCGCAAGGAAAGUCGCACAGGUGACGUCGUCGUUCUGGAGGAGCAGGUUCACCAGAUGCUCCGGGAGUGGAAGGCUGAGCUUACCGAUGACUCGCCGGCUUCUUCUCUUCUUGGGAAUGCGCAGGUGUCUUCGGAUCUUUCGUCAGAGAUACGCAGGCUUUUGCAACUCUGUGAGGAGGAAGAUGAUGCUACCAGUAAGUUGGCCGAGUUGCCGCCUGUGAACCCUAAGCCUGAACCAUUGGAUGUGCCUGAGCCAGAUGUUCAGAGCCUUCAGGAUGAAAGGAUUGCUCCUACCUUUCAGCAGGACUAUUAUGUCGCUCAGGGGAUACCAGAACAUGGAUUGUUGGGGGUUGAUCAGUAUAAAUGUGCGAUGCCAACAGGAUUGCACCAUGGUGCCAUGUUAGAAGAGGCAACCCAUUUGGACUAUCAACAAUUUCAUCUGCAUCAAGAAUCAUCCCACAAUUACCUCAUUGGUUUUGAUACUAGUGGACAAUCUGGAAGGGAAGCUUCCCAUAUUACAGAAGUCAUCCAGGCAAUAUGCCCUCCCCCUUCUGCUUUUGUAAAUCCAAAAUGUGCAUUAUGGGACUGUCAAAGACCUGCUCUGGGAUCAGAAUGGUGUCAUGACUACUGCAGCAACUUCCAUGCUACUUUAGCAUUAAAUGAAGGACCUCCUGGUAGGACUCCGGUGUUGCGUCCUGGAGGUAUUGACCUGAAGGAUGGCCCACUUUUUGCUGCUCUUUGUGCAAAAACACAUGGCAAGAAUGUUGGUAUACCGGAAUGUGAAGGAGCCGCAACUGCCAAAUCUCCAUGGAAUGCUCGUGAGCUCUUUGACCUAUCAAUUUUGGAGGGUGAAUCACUUAGAGAAUGGCUUUUCUUUGAUAAGCCUCGAAGGGCAUUUGAGAGCGGGAAUCGGAAGCAAAGGUCUUUGCCUGAUUAUAAUGGUCGCGGAUGGCAUGAAUCUCGAAAACAGGUGAUGAAGGAUUAUGGAGGACUGAAAAGAUCUUAUUACAUGGAUCCUCAACCACAUAGCCAUAUUGAGUGGCACCUCUAUGAAUAUGAGAUCAACAAUUAUGAUUCUUACGCCCUGUACCGACUAGAACUAAAACUUGUUGAUCCAAACAAGGGCACCAAAGGUAAAGUAGUUAAUGACUCUCUUGCUGAUCUUCAACAGCAGAUGGGCAGACUCAAUGCAGAGAACCCGAUGGAUAAUAAACGUUCUGUAAAGGGUAGGACCAAAGUUAAUCAGAAGGCCUCUGUGGAAAAUGUUUAUACUGCUCCAGACAUAACUAAUGAGGACAAUGCUCGGAAUGUUUAUCCUGCGGACCAGAUGGCUACUAUGAAUGGAAAUGUAUGCUAUGGACCACAAAUGCCCUAUGAUUUUAAUGUUGAUAGCUUAAAUGACUUCUAUAGGAUGUGACAGAGUGCAUAACUGCAGGACAGCAGGAGUAGAGUGGGUACUAAUUUUGUUGGCUUAGAAAGACGACCAAUGACUGCAACUUUGAUAUGCAUUUAGUGGUCUUUUUGUCAUCUCAAAAGUCUUCGGUUUAAUUGUGAUCCUUAUUGAUGCCAUGGAAACACAAUGUGGCAGUGAUUUUAUUAAAUAUGCCAUCUAAUGGUUUUGGGGGUAACCAUUCAGUUAUCUUAUGUGUUUGGAUGAUCAAUAGGUUGUCAAUGGACCUGUGUGCUUUGGCUUUGUAUAUAGUAUCAACUUCUUAUUGAAGUAUGAAGCAUCUUGUUUACCUAAAACUGAUGCUAUUGACAUUUAUAGUGAAUAUAUAUUGUUGGAAUGGUGCUGUUCAUUUUGGUGGGUAA